Varanus komodoensis (Komodo dragon) is the source of this 3692-nucleotide messenger RNA. It is a transcript of the gene SMCR8, whose product is annotated as SMCR8-C9orf72 complex subunit. The transcript has 2 exons. NCBI's taxonomy places the organism in Eukaryota, Metazoa, Chordata, Lepidosauria, Squamata, Varanidae. Gene Ontology annotation, molecular function: GTPase activator activity. The record is from RefSeq and is a predicted model, not a curated record. Gene Ontology annotation, cellular component: guanyl-nucleotide exchange factor complex. Bases 545 to 3343 code for a protein of 932 amino acids.
AGCGGAGGGGGUGAGCCCACUGCCCAGGGAGGGGAAGUCGAGGCCGGGGGCAGAGCAGGAGAGACGCCGCCGGCGGACCCCCAGGCACCUGGGGGAGCUCGACUCAAGGGCAUCCCAACCUGGGCGAGGGGUUGAAGGGAGGAAGCGACCCCAGAAUGAAGGGCCCUGCCAAGACCGAUUCGCCUGGUGAAGAGGAUUGACCCCGGCCUCCCCCUCCCCGUUUUCCCUCAGGUGAGGGCCGAGUAGCCCCGAGACAGCGGAAGAGCGCAAGAGGGCCUUUGUGCGGGGGAGGAAAGUGCCCCUGUGCCAGUGACGAGGAGGCAGAGGGGAAGCGAGGCCUUGGCCCGUCCCGUGCCCUGCAGAGGCUUGAAGGGGAGAGGGGGAAAGCUGCUUGUCAGGUGAAGAAAGCCAAGGAGAGGAAAGGCAGAGAAACGCCCCUCUGCUCCCACUUUCGCAUCUGCUGCCAAUGGAUCCUGCUUGACUGUUUGUGGGCAAGAGACUGGCUUGCUUUCUCCAUGCACCUUCAUAAUCCCAACCUGGAAACAUGAUCAGCGCCCCAGAUGUGGUGGCAUUUACCAAAGAAGAGGAGUACGAGGAGGAGGUGUACAAUGAACCAGCCUUGCCUGAGGAAUACUCUGUCCCGCUCUUUCCUUUUGCCAGCCAUGGGGCCAACCCCUGGUCCAAGCUUUCAGGUGCCAAGUUCACCCGGGACUUCAUCCUUAUCUCAGAAUUCUCGGAGCAAGUGGGGCCCCAGCCUUUGCUCACCAUCCCAGACGAUGCCAAAGUUUCUGGCACCUUUGAUCUCAACUAUUUUUCCCUCCGCAUCAUGUCAGUGGACUAUCAGGCCUCUUUCGUGGGGCAUCCUCCUGGGUGCCCGUACCCGAAGCUGAACUUUGUGGAGGAUUCUAAAGUAGUGCUGGGUGAUUCCAAGGAAGGGGCUUUUGCUUAUGUGCACCACCUGACCCUCUAUGAUCUUGAGGCGAGGGGCUUUGUCAGGCCUUUCUGCAUGGCAUAUAUUUCUGCUGAUGAACAGAAAAUUAUGCAGAUGUUUCAGGAACUCUCCAUGGAGUUCUCAAAAGCUUCAGAAUGUCUAAAGACAGGAAACAGGAAAGCAUUUGCCAAUGAACUGGAAAAAAAGCUGAAAGACCUGGAUUACACUAGAACUGUUUUGCACAAUGAAACUGAGAUCCAGAAGAAAAACAAUGAGAAAGGAUACUACACCACUCAAGCCAUUGAGAAAGCUAAUGAACUGGCCAGUGUUGAAAAAUCUAUCAUUGAGCAUCAAGAUCUUUUGAAACAGAUCCGAUCAUAUCCUUAUAGUAAGCUGAAGGAUUCUGAUUUUCAUCCUUACGAGCCAGAGUAUGCCACAGAGCAAGCUGAUGAAAAUGCCGAACAAGGAUUGACUACCUCGAAACCCGAAGAACCCAGUGAAAGGCACCUGUAUCCUCGGCAGUCCUCUUACACCCCAAAGCUUAUCAAGGCAAAAUCUGCCAAGUGUUUUGACAAAAAACUCAAGACUCUUCAGGAACUCUGUGAUAUUUAUUUUUUCACUCAGACUCUAGACCAGUUGGAACAAAUUGAAAAAAUGUUCAGGGGUGACGUGUGUUACCUUGUGACCAGUCGGAUCAGCAGGGCACUUCUGAAGCGACAGGCUAUUACCAGCUUCCUCUUUGAGGAGUUACUCCUUGCUGAUGAAAAGCACUUGAAUGGCUACGAAGGACCUAAUCUGGGCAUCUGUGAGGCAAAGUGUCUGGAGGUCUGUCCCAUCCCUAAACCAUUAGUCAGCUUGGGAUCUUACAAAUCUAGUGUUGAGUCUGUUCCCAUCAAGAUGGACCCGGAGAUUGAGGAUACCCAGGAAACACAAGUCACCGACCCCAUUCGUUAUGACCAGCAGGACAGUACUGAGUAUCUUGAUGCAGAUCUGAAAGGAAGUGUCAGCAGCGGAGAAAGCAUUGAAGUCCUGGGAACGGAGAAGUCCGCUCCAGCCUCAACUCAUCCUGAAAGUCAGGCAGACUUGCCACAGCUCCACCUCAGCCCACAAGUGGUGAGGAGCAGCGCAGGGAGUAGGAGGACUGUGAGCGAGGAGAGCAUCGAGGUCCUCAGCACGUGUCCCUCGGAAGCGCUCAUUCCUGAGGACUUCAAAGCAAGCUACCCAAGUGCCAUUAAUGAAGAGCCUUAUGCAGAUGACGAAGAAGAAGGGCUUCCCUUCAGCCGUGAUUUAAACCCAGACAACACUGAGGAACUGGACGGCAGUCUUCCGCCAGAAAACAGCAUCCCCAUAGACUCGGCCUGUUGCAUUGGAAAAGAGAGUCCGACCUUCCUUGAACCUCAGGCUGACUCGGCUCCCAAACACUGUGAGGAUGAUGGUGUGGUCAGUAUCCCACCCCAGCCGUCCAGGCAGGGUGACCAGGGAUUUCAGGUGAACCUUACAGACUGCUCUUCUCACGAGGGUGUCUUGGAAGGCCUCCUCACUUACGAACUUGACCCGCAUUAUCUCUCGAGCAGCAGAGAGAUGAGUAAAAUGAGCCUAGACAAGUGUUCAGACUCCGCAAGCUACAUCAGCAGCACGGCAUCGACGAGCUUGGACCGGACUCCCUCCCCGGCUCCUCUCCUCGGUCACUCUGGAGAGCGGCCCCGGAAGAAGGUGGGGCAGAAUGCCCUGCGGUUCAUCCGGCAGUACCCCUUCGCUCACCCCGCCAUCUACUCUCUGCUGAGCGGGAGGACGCUCAUUGUGCUGGGGGAAGACAAGGCCUUGGUGGACAAGCUCGUAACGGCGCUCUCCAUCUUUGUGCCGAGUUGCGGGGGGUACGGCAAGCCGGUGAAGUACUGGGCCACGUCACCCUUGCACAUCUCGGAUCUGCAGAAGUGGAAGCUGAUCGGACUGCAGAGAUCGUCUUCUCCAGCUGGCGUCAGUAUGAUGCAUUCGCUCAGCCGAUACGGUCGGUAUGUCAGCAUCCUGGACGCCGACAGCAAGACCCUGCGCUGCCCGCAGUACAGAGGCUUGCUGAUCCCCCGGCUCGCUGACCACCGCACGCAGAUCAAGCGGGGAAGCACCUACCACAUGCACGUCCAGACCCUCCUGACUCAGCUGUGCGCCAAGGCCUUCCUUUACGCCUUCUGCCACCACCUGCACCUCCCCAUCAGAGAGGGGGAGACGGAAGAGUCCGUGGCUUCUCGACGGCAGAGCUUCCUGAAAGCCCAGCUGGGGCUCACCAACGAGGACGGCAAAGUGGUCCAGCACCUCGCCGAGCUCCUGAAACUGCAGUACGUGCAGGAUCCCGUCCGGGGGGUUAGCCCAGUGCUCAGGUUCGAUUACGUGCCCAGCGCGUUGUACAAAAUCUAGGCACGCCCAGCCCGCCCCGUUGUGUCCCCUCUCGCACGGCGACCCUCCGCGCGCACCCGUGGCUCUUCACGAGUUGACACGAUUCCACCAUCAGUAAACGGGUCAACGAGAAUCGUGGGGAGGAUCCCAGCAUGGCUAAGCCGACCUCGUUGACAUGAGGCCUCUGAAAUGUGGGUCGUACCGCCACCUUCUAAACGAAGGUGGCGGCGGCGGCAGAAGGUAGUGCCCUUGCGGCUGCCUGGCAGGCACAUCGUCGGCACGGCGGGUGGCGGUGGCUUUGCGGGCAUUUUCAGAGACCAGAACAAUUCUCGGCAAAGACGUCUUUUAGAAGCAUAUCGAGUCUAAUAUU